Messenger RNA from Wasmannia auropunctata (little fire ant), 701 nucleotides. RefSeq names its product cytochrome P450 4C1-like. NCBI's taxonomy places the organism in Eukaryota, Metazoa, Arthropoda, Insecta, Hymenoptera, Formicidae. The transcript has 6 exons. The record is from RefSeq and is a predicted model, not a curated record. Gene Ontology annotation, molecular function: monooxygenase activity; oxidoreductase activity, acting on paired donors, with incorporation or reduction of molecular oxygen; iron ion binding. Bases 231 to 701 code for a protein of 156 amino acids.
CUUUAAUUUUGCUCUUUAUUUUCAGAUAAUAUAAAAAUUUAAAAACGCUUGGUGCAAAUUUGCACUCAGAUAUCCUUUACGGAUGUUCAAAUGAGACGUAUCCUUUACGGAGUAUCCAGAUAGCAACGAACAUUUCUGAAUCAAAUAUUACGCAAAAGUAAUUUGUAUCAUAAUUAAAAAAAGCUGAAGGAAACUGAACUAAUUAGACUGGCUAAUUACAUCCAUUAACGAUGACUACUAUAUUGUCGAUGAUUACUAUAUUGUCGAUAUUAUCUAUCUGUAUCUUAUUGGUAUAUAAUUAUUAUCGACGAAAUGGACGACUUAUCAAUCGUAUACCAGGACCACCAGGUUAUCCAAUUGUGGAAAGUUUUGUAAAAUUUAUAGGUUAUUCACGAGAAGAACAAUGGAAGUUUCUGAUGAAUCAAUUUGAUCAAUACUAUCCUAUUUUUAAAAUUUGGGGAAUUUAUUUUCCGGUUGUAUUUAUACGUCAUCCAGAUGAUCUAAAGAUAAUAUUAAGCAGUCCAAAGCACAUCAAUAAAAGUAUGUUAUAUGAUAUAUUAUAUCCUUGGUUGCGCACUGGUCUUCUUACUAGUUCAGACGCCAAGUGGCAUUCACAGCGGAGAAUAUUAUCUUCAGCAUUUCAUUUUAAUAUAUUACAGCAGAUCGGAAGAGCACACGAAUGUAGCACUAAUCAUGACUGA